UUCCAGCCUUGCUGCCUCUCAAGUGCUAGCUACUCUCCCUCACACACUCAGCCGUGCCAUGGUGACCUUCACGGCGCGCCGGAGGGAGCCCGAGCUGGUGCGCCCGGCGCGGCCGACGCCCGUCGAAACCAAGGCCCUCUCCGAUCUCGACGACCAGUGGUCGCUGCGGUUCUACGAGUCCAUCGUCGGCUUCUUCCGCAGCCCGCCGGGCGAAAGCACCACGCCGGGCAAAGUGGCCAAGGGCAUCAAGGCGGCCGUGGCGGGGGCUCUCGUGUACUACUACCCCAUGGCCGGACGCCUGAGGAAGCUCCCCGACGGCAACAAGCUGGUGGUGGACUGCACGGGGGAAGGGGUGAUGUUUGUGGAGGCCACCGCGGACGUGCGGCUGGAGGACCUGGGCCAGCCGCUGGUGCCUCCGUACCCGUGUGUCGAGGAGUUCUUGGGCGACGCCGGCAACACGAGAGAUGUCAUUGGCAAGCCUCUGCUCUUCCUGCAGCUGUCUAGGGAAAAGGGAGAGAAAGUGAAAAGUUUGCUAGGAAAUUCAGACUAUGGGUCUUUUUCAUCGGGUAAAAGUUUCAAGAAAGUGACACAACUCAAAUGUGGAGGAUUUGUCAUUGGGCUUCACAUGUGUCAUUGCAUUGCUGAUGGUUUUGGCAUCCUCCAAUUUAUAAAAUUUAUAGCUGAUCUUGCAUGUGGUGAACUUAUCCCAACCACCUUGCCAGUGUGGAAAAGAGAUAUUUUCACAGCACGUAUCCCACCCUCCGUCUCACACGUCUACUCGGCUUAUAAACCAUUUCUUCUUGGGUUAGAUUGCAGAGGAAAUGAUGUGAUGCUAUCAACUCCACCAGAAACUAUGGAAGUGCAAUAUUUAUUCUUUGGACCAAAAGAGAUAGAGAUUUUAAAAAGCCAUGUCCCAGGACAUCUAUCCAAAUCUACAACAACAUUCGAAUUGAUUACUGCCGUCAUGUGGCGAUGUCGCACGUUGGCAUUGGGUUAUGAAUCUAAUCAGAAAGUACGUGUCAUGUUUACUUUAAAUGCACGUGGCAGAAGUAUUAAUGGGGAAAGUGUUGCCGUCCCACAUGGUUACUAUGGAAAUGCACAUCUCUCUCCCGUGGUUGAGGUCACAGUUGAUGAGUUGUCUACAAAGCCGUUGGCUCAUAUACUUGAGCUAAUGCGGAAAGUCAAGAUGGACACCACGAAGGCUUGUGUGAAGUCAAUGGUGGAUUUGAUGGCUUUAUGGAGAGAGUGGUCACCAUUCUGCAUGGACAGAACAUACGAGGUUAGUGAUACAAAGUGGGUUGGAGGCAAUACCCUACAGUUUGGGAAAGCUGAGUUGGUUGCAGCCGGUACGCCACAUGCAGGAGAUUUCACUUCAAAGUUGAUAAGCUAUCAUACAAAGUGCAAGAAUCAAGACGGUGAAGACUCAACAGUGGUAUCAAUCUUAUUGCCAAAAUUGGCAAUGGAGAAGUUUACAAAGGAGAUGGCAAUUUGGUUGAAGAAAUAAAAUGGAUAUGUAUAAAAUGUAAUUAGUCCAUUUUACUUUCUAAUUUUAUCAUGAUUUUGUAUUAAGGUUGAAAAACAUCGACCAAAGUAGGUCGUGUACUACCAUUAAACUACAUAGGAAACUAGACAUGAUACCACUUGUUGUAUCAAUGAUGUAUUGUCCUAAUGCUUAUA
Messenger RNA from Triticum aestivum (bread wheat), 1677 nucleotides. Its product is annotated as acyl transferase 1-like. The record is from RefSeq and is a predicted model, not a curated record. Bases 59 to 1504 code for a protein of 481 amino acids. The transcript has 3 exons. Lineage: Eukaryota; Viridiplantae; Streptophyta; Magnoliopsida; Poales; Poaceae.